UAAAGCAUUUAGAAAGGGAUGCACGGCCUUGAUGUUCACGUAUCCAUGUGAUGGGAGUUGUGUGCCCGCCCACCUGCUCUUGCUGCUGCUGUUGAUGCGAGAUCUGACACGGCUCCAAACUAUUUCUAUCUGUGUCGGUCAUCUCCAUCGCCAUGGGAGGAAAGCUGCCGUGCGUCUGUUUGCUCGUCUUCAUCAUUUUCAAAGAGACAUCCGGCUUGAAGAUUAGGAAUAAGCUACUGGGUACGUGUCUGCAGGUGCAAGAAGGAACUUCAGGAGGAAGAGUGUCACUGGGGGAAUGCAGCUUGUAUUCCCCCUUACAGGAAUGGCGAUGGCUCCCAGAGAGCCAGGCUCUCCUCAGUUACCGCACUGGGGAAUGUCUGACUGCACCAGGAGAGGAGUUUGAAGGCGUCCGCCUGCAGCGCUGCAACUUUAGGGUAGCAAGUGACAAGGCUGCUGAAGGAGUGGCACAGGUGGGUGCAGGCAGAGAGACAAGCAGCCAGGCAUGGUCCUGUUCCAAGAAAGGUCACCUCACUUCGAUAGGGAGAGGGCUGCACCUUAGUGCCACACACGAGUCCACUUUGGUCUUUCUUUCAAGGGGACAUAAGCAGGGCAGUAGAUGGCGGACUCUUGACAACCAGACACUGUGCAAAGGGAGAGACAGCAAAGAUGACCAGCCUCACCGCUAUCUGGGGAAAUCAUUGGACCCUGGCAUUUUUCCAGGUGUCAUCUCUGAUGUGCACAAACAAGCUGAACCAUCUGAAGGUAUAAUUAGCAUUGGGGCCACAGAAGCAUAUCCUGAUGUGACUCUUUCAUCCUUAAGCACUAAAGCCCCUGCAGAUCCCACCAUGAUAUUCUUGAGUAUGGACUACGGGAUGGCCUGGAAGAUAACCAUGCUGGUUCUAAGCUCCUUGGCCCUGGUCCUUGGGACUGUGGUUCUUAUCCUCAAUGUUUACUCCAACAGAAGAAAAAAGAUGUGUGUUUUGAAGUCAUACACUCCAAGUCCAGAGGUGAGUGUUCCUGGGUCCCCUGUGCUAAGUGAAAGAGCCCCACUGACAGAGCAUGCCAUAUACCUCCCGCACUCUUCUCCCACUUUACAACGAGGAGAAAUCCUGAUUGAGUGGAAGGAUGGCAGUGUUACUCCACUGUAUGAGGCCUGAAGGCUGCUCCUGUAAGUUUAGACAAGGGUGUGUGUUUGUGCAAGCAUGCAUAGUUUCCUAUGCACGCUCUCUUCUGAAUGUAUCUGAAAGGGACCAGAAUUGAAAAACAAAAGGCAAAAAUAAGGUUUAGGUUUCUGUUGUUUCAGACUGUUGGCAUCAAAAUGAUACUAAGUAAACUGUUUGGUGGGUGAACUCAACUAUUUCAUAAAGGGGAAGGUUUAUGGAUACGGAUCAGAAUGUUUUUAUCAGGCUGCCAGAGGAAGAUAAAAGCUGUUGUGCAGCUGCCAGAAGAGAAAAAGAUGAGUAUGUUUUCAAAGAACUGACCUCUGGUGUUGGAGAUCUGAGGGACUGCUUGUAGGGUAAAAGAAGUGUAUAUUGACAUUUUAAGCAUUCCGCCGUUAUUUGUAGACUUACAACAAGUUAGAUUUAAGGGCUCAACAAAGCAGAUAAAUUAGGAAACUAAUCUUUCUUUGUCAAGGCCUAAUAAGGAUUAAUAGACUGUUUUUGAAAACUAUAAUAAUUACAGUUGUGUUGCAAGAAACACAGUUUAAUAACUGUUGUUUUCAUAUAAUAAUUCAGGGCUAUUUAUCCAGUACUCAACAUCUUGACUAUAUAAAAUGUUUCUGAAAAUCUUAAUGUAGUUUACAUACAGCAGGAAAUGAUAACAGUCUUCCACAAUACAAUUCAGUACUGUACAUUUUGUGGAGCACUUUUUUUAUUGACAUUACAUAAACCUCUUGUUAACUUAAAUAGUUAGUGUGCUUACACCAUUGAAUUGAACUUGACAGUUCAUUCUUGAUCUUGGAAACAACAGUUGACAGAACAACUUGCUUCUCUGGAGUUUUUGACAACAUCCCACAGUGUUCAUCAGCAAAUGAAGUUUGCUCAGUUGUAAUUGAAUUGUAAAUGCUUAAACAUUCCGUCAUUACAGGCACUUUUGGAACUUCUUGUCCUUAAAAGUUCCCAAUGAAGAUCACAUAAUCAGGUUGAAAGCUCCAGCAUAUCUACUGGAGAUUGUUUUGUCAGCUAUCACUGCCUUUGAACCUGUAUGUGACAACUUGGUAACUAAAAAGAGAUGUUUAAACUGUGAAGUAGCUAAUAAA
Molecule: messenger RNA, 2260 nt
Organism: Monopterus albus (swamp eel)
Lineage: Eukaryota; Metazoa; Chordata; Actinopteri; Synbranchiformes; Synbranchidae
Exons: 6
Coding region: 153-1157 (334 amino acids)
Source: RefSeq, a predicted model, not a curated record